Molecule: messenger RNA, 2529 nt
Organism: Microthlaspi erraticum
Lineage: Eukaryota; Viridiplantae; Streptophyta; Magnoliopsida; Brassicales; Brassicaceae
Source: the annotation of a GenBank genome assembly
AUGAAACCAGCUAUGGUGGUUCCAGCCAACAUACGUCGUCGUUUUGUUCUUCUUCUGCUUGCAUUCACGUGUUUCUCUCUUAGACUCUGUUCCGGCGAAGACAGAAUCACUUUCUCGACUCCGAUCAAAGACUCACAGACCCUUCUCUGCAAAAGUGGUGUUUUCAGGUUCGGUUUCUUCACUCCCGUAAAUUCCACUACUAGGUUACGUUAUGCUGGGAUUUGGUACGACAAGAUACCGAUUCAAACCGUGGUUUGGGUUGCUAACAAAGACACUCCCAUCAAAGACACUUCCGGUGUUAUCUCCAUCUCCGACGACGGAAACCUCGUGGUCACCGACGGUCGAAACCGCCUUGUAUGGUCGACGAACGUCACAGUACCAGUGGCUCCAAAUGCUACGUGGGUCCAGCUACUAGAUACUGGGAAUCUUAAGUUACAAGAUAACAGAAACAACGGUGAGACUCUCUGGGAGAGUUUCAAGCAUCCUUACAACUCUUUCUUGCCAAGAAUGAAUCUUGGGACCAACAACGGAACCGGAGAGAAUCUUAAGCUUACUUCUUGGAGAAGUGACGUAGAUCCUUCAACAGGGAACUACACAGCUGGUCUUGCUCCUUUCACGUUCCCUGAGCUUCUAAUCUGGAAGAACAGUGUUCCAGUCUGGCGUAGCGGUCCCUGGAACGGUCAGGUUUUCGUCGGUCUACCGGAUGUGGAGUCUCUUCUGUUUCUUGAUGGGUUUAAUCUCAACAAUGAUAACCGAGGAACAUAUUCAAUGUCCUAUGCUAAUGACUCUUUCAUGUAUCACUUUAACUUGGAUCCUGAUGGAGCUAUCUAUCAGAGAGAUUGGAGUACUUCUAGGAAUGCUUGGAGGGUCGGUGUUAGGUUUCCGUCCACAGAUUGUGAUGCAUACGGUAUGUGUGGUCCGUACGGCAGCUGCAACUCUAGAGAAGAUCCGCCAUGUAAAUGCGUUAAAGGGUUUGUGCCAAGGAAUAACAUAGAGUGGGCUGCAAGGAACUGGACUAGUGGAUGUGUGAGAAGAGCUCCAUUGAGGUGCGAGAGGCUGAGAAAUGCUAGGAGUGGUAGUGGAGGAGUAAAAGGAGAUGGGUUUUUGAAACUGCAGAAGAUGAAAGUGCCAAUCUCUGCGGAAACGUCUCUAGCUAAUGAGCAAGCUUGUCCUAUACAAUGUUUAGAAAACUGUUCUUGCACGGCUUAUGCUUAUGAUCGAGGAAUCGGAUGCAUGCUUUGGAGUGGUAGCUUACUUGAUAUGCAAUCAUUCUUGGGAAGUGGCAUUGAUCUUUAUAUUCGACUUGCGGAUUCCGAACUCAAAACACAUAGCAAGCGAGCAAUUAUGAUCACAGCACCUGUGGUAGGUGUUGUGUUUGUUGCUGCAGUCUGCAUUCUUUUAGCAUGCAGGAAGUUCAAAAAGCGUCCAGAAGCACCAGCGAAAGAUCAAAGCGCAGAGAUAUUGUUUAAGAGAAUGGAAGCACUUACAAGUGGUAAUGAGUCUGCUUCUAACCAAGUCAAGCUCAAGGAGCUUCCUCUCUUUGAGUUUCAAGUGUUGGCUACAUCAACCGAUAACUUCUGUCUCAGAAACAAGCUCGGUCAAGGAGGGUUUGGUCCUGUUUACAAGGGGAAGUUACCAGAAGGUCAAGAAAUUGCUGUCAAGAGGCUCUCACGGGCAUCAGGACAAGGACUAGAGGAACUUAUGAACGAAGUGGUUGUAAUUUCGAAGUUGCAACAUCGGAAUCUAGUGAAGUUACUUGGAUGUUGCAUUGAAGGUGAAGAAAGAUUGUUAGUCUAUGAAUACAUGCCAAAGAAAAGCUUGGACGCGUAUCUAUUUGACCCAUCUAAACAAAAGAUUCUUGAUUGGAAGACAAGGUUCAACAUAAUGGAAGGAAUAUGCAGAGGACUCUUGUACCUUCACAGAGAUUCAAGACUAAAGAUCAUACACAGAGAUCUCAAAGCCAGCAACAUUUUGUUAGAUGAGAAUCUGAAUCCGAAGAUAUCUGAUUUCGGACUUGCAAGAGUUUUCCUAGCGAAUGAAGAUGAAGCUAACACUAGAAGAGUUGUUGGAACAUACGGCUAUAUGUCACCGGAAUAUGCAAUGGAAGGUUUCUUUUCAGAGAAAUCAGACGUUUUCAGCUUAGGGGUGAUAUUUCUAGAGAUCAUAAGUGGGAGAAGAAACUCUCACAAGGAAGAGAACAAUCUAAACCUUUUAGCUUAUGCGUGGAAGCUGUGGAAUGAAGGUGAGGCUGCUUCUCUAGCAGAUCCCAACGUCUUUGAUGAAUCUUUUGAGAAAGAGAUACAGAAGUGUGUUCAGAUUGGUUUGUUGUGUGUGCAAGAAGUUGCAAACGAUAGACCAAAUGUUUCAAACGUGAUUUGGAUGCUAACUACCGAGAACACGAACCUCUCUGAGCCGAAGCAGCCUGCGUUUAUAGCAAGAAGAGGAGCUUCUGAGGCUGAAUCUUCUGAACAGAGCAGCCAAAAGGUCUCUAUCAACGAUGUGAGCCUCACAGCUGUAACUGGACGCUAA